ACCACCGUAUUGUCUGAUGGCGAUUGUCUCGCCGUCUGCUGAUCUUGUAGCGCUACUCACCUUCCUCAUCUGCCUCAUCCAUCGUUGCGGCGCAGGAGGCUAUGACGCCGAGCUCUACCACCCGGUAAUCUUGGUCCCUGGUUUCACUUGCCCCAACCUGGAGGCGCGGCUGACCAACGCCUACGCGCCGUCGCUGCCCCGCUGCGGCGAGCUCAAGGGGAAGGGGUGGUUCCCGCUGUGGAAAAACACCACAGACCUGGUCCGGCAGGACUACGUGCCGUGCUUCGAGGAGCAGAUGCGCCUCGUCUAUGAUCCCGUCCUCAACGACUACAGGAACUUUCCCGGCGUUGAGACGUGCGUGCCGGACUUCGGCUCCGCCCACGGGUUCACCUCCAAGAACGAUUCGAGCCGUAUCCCAACUUGUCUGGUAAGGGUCCGCGAAGAGCUUGAGUUGCUUGGGUAUCGUGAUGGUGAGACCCUUUUCGGAGCUCCCUACGACCCACGGCACGCUCCGCCGCUGCCGGGCCAGCCAUCUCAGGUGUACUCCGACUACUUUGCUCGUGUCAAGGACCUGGUGGAGCGUGCGAGCGAGAAGAAUCAAAACAAGCCGGUCAUCCUCGUUGCGCACAGCUUUGGUGGCAAGGUCAUCCUCGGGUUUGUCAACUGGACUCCCAUGGCAUGGAGGAAGAAAUUCAUCAAGCACCUGGUCCUCGUAUCGCCCACACCUCCGGAAGGUUUCCUGGGGGUACUCACGAGCCUCACCUCGGGACCGUCCUUCCUCGUCCCAUCGGUUCCACCGCUGCUUCUGCGUCAAAUGUGGAGAACCUUUGCGAGCACCCUUUUAUCCCUCCCAUCUCCCAUGGCAUUUGGUCACAGGCCAACCGUUAUCACCAACCACAAGAACUACUCGGCAUAUGACUACAAGGACCUCCUCCCGGCACUCGGUUUGAACACCGAGGUCGUGAAACGAGUGCUUUCGAUGCAGCUGAGAAUUGACCCACCGAUGGUGCCGACUACAUACCUCAACGGCGUCGGCGUCAAAACGCCGGAGCAGGUGGUGUACCGGGAGGGUAACUUCGACGUGGCUCCCGAGAAGGUAUACGGCGAUGGAGACGGGACCAUGAAUUUCUUUAGCGUGCUUGCGUUUGUGAAGGAGCUGAGUAGGCAACAACAAGCUAACAUACCCUUCAAGUUCGUGGCGAUUGCUAAUGCUACACACUCCGAUAUUGUUGUUCAGGAGCAUUCGCUCAAGAAGGUCAUGGAUGUAAUUCUAGAAGCAAAUCACUGAAGAGUCGUCGUAUGUUAUUGUGUGUUUUCCUUCAUAUUUUAAGGACGUUGAAAUCUGAUCAUGUAAUUGGGCAUUGCUUUUAAAAGGGGGGUCAUUCCAGCCUGCACAUCAAUUGAUGUAAUUGGACAUUGUUGUGGAAUAUGAUUUUCUUUUUGGGAA
Messenger RNA from Aegilops tauschii subsp. strangulata, 1447 nucleotides. Its product is annotated as lecithin-cholesterol acyltransferase-like 1. Gene Ontology annotation, biological process: lipid metabolic process. The record is from RefSeq and is a predicted model, not a curated record. Lineage: Eukaryota; Viridiplantae; Streptophyta; Magnoliopsida; Poales; Poaceae.